GUAAAGGAAGUGAGGUCUGGCUUGCGCUAGUGGCCGGAUGGAGCAGCAGCAGCAGCAGCAACAGCAGCAGCAGCUGAGGAAUUUGCGGGACUUCCUCUUGGUCUACAAUCGGAUGACGGAACUCUGCUUCCAGCGCUGCGUGCCCAGCCUGCACCACCGAGCUCUGGAUGCUGAGGAGGAGGCCUGUCUGCACAGCUGUGCUGGGAAGCUGAUCCAUUCCAACCACCGCCUCAUGGCCGCAUACGUGCAGCUCAUGCCGGCCCUGGUACAGCGCCGCAUCGCAGACUACGAGGCUGCCUCAGCUGUGCCAGGUGUUGCUGAACAGCCCGGGAACUCACCAUCAGGCAGUUAGCCAUCCCCAGCCCCGAGAAGGGAGGCACUGGAUGGACCCUCACGUUGAAGGAGCCCGUGGACCUGGAGCUGGGCGCAGCCUGUACAUGUAGAGUGAAGAGUUGCCUGAGAGCUGGGUACUGUUGCUCCUGUUCCUGGAGUAAUAAACCCGCUUUUAUUCUAUUUUGGUUUAUGUUCUGGGCAGGGAAGCUUUGCCCACUUUAUUAUGUCAGUGCAUACCUGCUGUCUUCAACCCUAGCAGCAGGGAAAUUGUCUUCUUUGUGUAGAAGGAAAACCUCAGCAUUCAUUCCCAGGCACCUGGUUAAGGCAAGGUUUGUGGGUACAGUUUUAAGGUUGGUAAUCACAGCAGGAGGUGGUUCCUGGCCAGAUAGCAGGGACCUGGGAGCUUUGUCUAGCUGCCAUUAACUUAAUUCAGUCUGACUUUACUGGCUCACAUGUAAGUCAGGUAUUCAUAACUCUGUGUGUGUGUGUGUUGUGCCUUAUAAGAAGUAAUUCUGCCAUAUUUAAGGAUAGGAAGAGAUAUAUGAGGAAAACACAUCAAGAAAUCACAGGGUUUUUAGGGACUACAUCCAGAACAGAUGAAAUUUAUAAGAAUUCUGGGGUGUUUUGAAACUAACCAUUUCCCCAAGUUGUUACUUUUUUACUGUUUUCUAUCCUGAAUGAUCAGUAAAACCUUUAAGCAAAGAAGUUCUCUGUGCUUGUCUUCAGGGGCAGUCAGAAAGAGAGAAACUUGGGGGACCGUAUUCUGCAAUAUGGUCAGACUUGAGAGAAAGAACCCCAAAGGAGACGUAGAUAAGGGUGGUUAUAGAAAAGAAGGGAUAAAGCAAAAUCUUCAGGACCUCUUCAAUGUUACUUAAAUAUCUCACUGCUUAUUUAUAAUUUCCUAAUUCCAGCUCUUCCACCCUCUACCCCAUGUUGUUCCCAGUGUGCCUGCUUUGCGAUUUCUAAUUCCAGCUUAGCCAUUCUUUUUAUUGUGCACCCCUUUGUGGAAUUUACUUCUGCAUUCAGCUGUGUGAAUGACCUGUCACUCCACCCCAUUUUUUGCUGCCAUUGUGUCUUUUUUUUGUAUCAUUCUAGCUAUUUAAUCUUUUCUGUUACUCCAUUCAAACAGCUAGAGAAAAACACAGCUGUAUGUGUUAAGGUUUUCAACCUCAAUCCAGCCCUCAUUACCACUGAGCAACACUUUGUGGGUUCCUAGUCUGGUCACUGUCCUUAAUCACCCUUGUAGUGACUUACAUAGUGACUGCUCUCUUUAAUCCCCCUCCUCACCUGAUCAGGUGACCAUGUUGCAGUUUUGCAGAGGAAAUGGAAGCUCUUAGACAUUGGUCUCCACAAUAAUAAAAAAUAACUUCUUACGACCACCCACAAAGUACACAGUUUUCUCCCUUAUACAGAUCAGGAGAUUGGAAUUCUCUAAUAGCAGACCCUGCAUUAAAAUUACAGAUCUGACUUUAAAAUCCAUGUUCCUUUUAUUAUACCAGGCUACCUCUCAAAAUAAUGUCUGUUGACCCUGCUGGUGUGGCUCAGUGGAUUGAGUGCCAGCCUGCAAACCAAAGGGUCGCUGGUUCGAUUCCCAGUUGUGGGCCAGGUCCCCAGUGGGGGACACGCGAGAGGCAACCACACAUUGAUGUUUCUCUUCCUCUCUCCCUUACCCUCUAAAAAUAAAUAAAGUAAAAUCUUUUUAAAAAAAAAGUCUAUUGAGCCCCUACUUUGCAUAGGUUCUGAUGUUGGUAUAUGUCAUGCUUUACCUUAGUCUUUAUAACUACAAGUUAAAGGUAUUAUACCCCAAUUAACAGAUUACGAAGCAAGAAUCCAGAAUGUACCAGAAGUAUAUCAUAGAGUUACCUGUUGAAAAAAGUGGCAUUUUUUGCCUUUUUAGCUGCUAUUUCUUGAACAAAUCUUGACCAGAAAAAUUUAUUAGAAAGUAAAAGUUGCUUACUAGGAACUUCCUUACUGAUUGGCUUCAUGUCUACACAAUAUAAUUCUUUCCUUGGAAAGUAUAAAUGCAGGUAAAACAGCUUGUGAACUUCCCAAUUCCCAGAGACAGGGAAAUAGGGACCCAGGAUAUUGUGCUGCUGGUGGAAGGAUUUGUCUACAUCAUCAUUUUUGAGUGUCUUUGCAGUAAACUUCAGAUGAUUGUCAAUUAUUUGUGUUUGCACAUCACAUACUUAAUAAUUAUUUGAGAAGGGCUAGGAACAUUUGAACUUCCAGAGCUUCAGUUUGCUUACUCAUCUGCACCAAACCUGUCCCCAAGCAUGGAAAAACAAGCGUCCCUCAGUCUGAUUUCAUCAAUUAGUCCCUUUCUUAAAUUUCCAGUCUCUCUGUCCUGGUUCUUUUCUCUUCAUACUUAGAACCUUUGUCUUACUAUCCAUCUUCCAUCUGUUGAACUUGCCGUCAGGUCUUGUGAUAAUGCAGGAGCCAUUGGCACAAUGAAAAAUGUUGACAAAACUUUAUCCCUUUAUCACAGUCAUAUUCGAAACAGGGUUAGUGUUCCUGCCAUCAUGGCUUCAGAACAUAACUGUCCACUACUUUGCAAAGUCUGAUUCCUUUGAGGCUAUUCAAGUAUCCCAUCCUCUCAACCUCAUUAUUUGUCCUCAGUAACUACCGUUCUACUUUCCCCUAAAUAGCUAGCCCUAGGUCUUCUUACCCACUACUUAAUGUUUUCUCUCAAAAAUACUUAAUGUUUACUUGCACACUUCAUUCAAUAUUUUGGUCUCUUUAGUUCUUUGACACAAUCUCCAAUGAUUUCCACUUUCUUAGGUGCCCACUCCCAUAGUUAUAUCCUGGCCAGUGUCUUCAAUGCAAACUGCUCUAUCAUCUUCAAAACACUAUUAUUUGUACUAUUAUAUCUUAUUCACUGACCAUAUUCCUUCCACUUUAUUUAAUUAUUCCUCUACUAUCAUUCUUUGAUUUCACUGGGAACAGUCAGGCCAUUGUGUCUACCUUUUCUUUAGAUUCCUAUCCAGCUUAAAUUCUAGUGAUUCUCUUGGAAUAGGCUGCAUUUCCUUACCUCUUGUGUCUUUUUUGGAUGCUUAGAUAAAAUGAAACAUUUGUCUGUGCCUGCAUUAGGACAGCUAAAGGCCACCCAAGGAAACAACUAUAAAGCCGAUUUAUAUCACUAUGAAUUCAUGGUUACCAAUUUCAGAUGGGGUCUGAGCCCCAAAAUCCCACUGGACCUUUCCAGUCCUCGCUGCAAUAAGCAUUUCAAACCAAUAUUCUCAAGCCUCUUACUAGCCCUCUGCCGCCCCCAUCACCAUCAGUCUCUUUACUUUCUGCAGCUACUUACGUCUUCAUAGACAAAAGUAGAAGCUGUCAGUUGAGAACUUCCAAAACAUCUGGUCACCCAUCUAGUCUACAUCAUUCUCUUCUGUCUAAAAAGGGCAAGCAUUUUUAAGGCCAAUGCCCUGAAUCCCAGUCCUUCCUUUUUUGGGAAUCCCUGACUUUUUAACACUUUACUAAAUUCUCAUCAGUGUUUAAACAUGCUAAAGACACCCCUGUUAGAAAAAAGAAACCACUCUGUACCUCAUUUCUCCUUCAGCUACCAUCCUACUUUUUCCACUUUAUUCUAAAAACUUCUGGAUACUUUGGCUCUCUCCAUCCCAUUCCUCCACCCAGUCGGUUUUUUGACUUCUACAACCUUUAUUCUAUUGAAAUGUUUCUUACUGAGGUCACACUUGCUUACCAAAUGACCUUCAUAUUCCAAAAUCCUGCGCUUAUUUCCCAGUCCUCAACUUCUCAGCAGCAUCUAGUAUAUUGACUAGUUUUUCAUCAUCAACAGUCUUCCAUUAGCAUCUGUGAUUCUACACACACACUUACUACUAACUCUUUGACCGCAAUUUCUUAGCCUCUGCAGGCUCACCCACCUCCAGCCUUUAAAUCUAAAAGUUUCUCUAGGUCUUGUUCUUUCUCAGUCUAUUUUUUUCUAGGAUUGUUUCAUCCCCACUCCAAGAUUUGGUUACUGAUGACUUCCAGAUGUCUGAGAUUGGCAUCUCCACCCAGGUGUCUCAAAAACAUCCCCAACUCAACAUGUUUCCUCAUAAACUUUCCUCCUGUGCCUGGAAGAAAAUACCCAAUUGUAGAAGCUAGAAACCUCACUCAUCCCUUUGCUCAACUGCCAGAUCCUAUCAGCUUACAUUUCUAAAUGUCCCUUGAUUCUGUCCGUUUCCAUUUUCACAAUCUCCCACC
Messenger RNA from Pteronotus mesoamericanus, 4536 nucleotides. RefSeq names its product translocase of inner mitochondrial membrane 10B (gene TIMM10B). The transcript has 3 exons. Gene Ontology annotation, cellular component: mitochondrial intermembrane space chaperone complex. The record is from RefSeq and is a predicted model, not a curated record. Lineage: Eukaryota; Metazoa; Chordata; Mammalia; Chiroptera; Mormoopidae. Bases 38 to 352 code for a protein of 104 amino acids.